GAAAUAGAAAACCCGGGUAUUGUCUCUAAAAUCUGCAUCAAUAUAUUCCACGGCACUGUGUCUAUCUAUCCCUGUGCCUUUUUUGAAGGCUGAAGUUGAGGCUCGUUGUGCAUUCUUUUUCGUUAGAUUCCAUGAUUUCCUUGUUUGUUGCUAAAAGUAACUUUUUAGAUAGUCGUAUCCGUUUGCCAUCAGCUAUUGAAAUCACUCCUGACUCGUUCUUGUCACACCAGUGUAUUUAAAGUUUCAUGAAGUUAGUUCACGUCAUUAGCAUGUUUGAUAUGGUGGAGCGUGUGGAGCCUGGUGGAUUUUAAUAUUUCACAGCAUAUUCUGUGACCUUGAAGUAGAUGCCUUAAGAUUUAGCAGUUAGUUCACUGUGGAAAGAUGCUCCCAUGAGUUCCCCCAAAGACACUGAUUUGCCCUGGGUUAUGCUUCUGAGCCACUAAUUCUUGGGAUUAGUUUGAGCUAAAGCAUGGCUGUCUGUCAGAGUAUACCUUUGUGCAUUUCCUUCCCUCACCAAAGUGCUGGCUUGACAGAGGGCUUCUUAAUUGGUGUGGACAAAAAGUAAUAUCCCUGCCAUGGUAGUCUACACAUUUCACGAUUCACGUUCGAUUUCAGCAUAUGGAUUGCUGUUCAGGUCAAGUCAAAUACAUAGCUGUUUAAAAGCAAGCAAGGUUAAGUCACUUAAAUUGCCUUCUCUUUGGACUUGGAAUGAAAGUUACCAAACUCGAUGAUAAAGUUUGUCACAAAGGAAGUAUAUAUAGAUGUGGCACAUUGUUUAUUUUAUUAUUAAAUAUUAUGGAAGUAUUUAAAUUUAAUGCUAAUGUUACCUUCCUUCCCUGAACAUGGCUAUUGCUUUAAAGGAAAUUUUAUAUCUGAAUCACUUCUGACUAUUCUAAGUCCAGUAGUUAUCAUUCUUUGGGGAAAGCCUUUUUUUGUCACAUUUUAGGAAUGCGUGUCUUUUGUAUAAAAUACUUUAUAUGUAAAUGCUGACAGUAGAAUAAGUAGAAUUGGGCUCUCUGCCAGUUCCUUAACCGGUCCUCAGUGGAGAACUGCUUUGACACAAAGUGCGUUUUACUAUUGUGAAUCUGAAACUAACUCUAAUAGUAACUGUCUUAUGAAAUGCUUGGGGACUGCAUAUAAUUUCUAAGUGCUAUAAAGGAAACUCCAGCCACCUCAUUAUACCAGUCCAAAAAAAAAAAAAAAGUGACCAGCCUACUUUCACUGGCACCUUGCAAUGGAAUUGUGGUUGCAGAGUAAAGAUGUUUAUGUGGAGUAUAAUAACUCCAAUCCCUAGAGACUUGGUAGGACAUGGAAAUGUGACCACCUGUGAACCCCGUUUAACCUCGUAUUGCAUACCAAUUUUAGCUUUAAAUAGAUCAACAAUCUCUAAUUUGAAACUAAAACAUCUUAUUUAAUUUUAAAAAAUAAUGUCAGUUUUGGCUAGUCUUUAAAAACAUUCAGCAUGUACCAAUAUGGUAUAAGCAGUAUUUUUGUUUCUCCAUCAAUUUCAAUUAAAGAUAAUGCAGUUAAAAAGCCAUAUUAUUGUCUUCCAGUGUAUGCAUGAAAUUAAGUUAAAAGAGGUAGUUCUAAAGCAAGACUCAGAACUUGAUAGGUAAAAUGAGAUGUCCCUAUCUAACAUCCUAUUUCAAGAGGAAAGAAAUAUUUUAAAUCAAAUAUCUCAUUCUAUUUGUAGAAAAGUACAUUUAGCUAUGUAUUCUGCUACUAACUCAAUUCUAAAAGUUUUCAUCAAAACAGUCUUUAAACAUAACAUUUGCUUAAAAUUUGGUUCUCCCGUCAAGGAGACAGUAGGUGGCUGUUAUCUUUACUUCAAAUUUUACUAAAUUUUAUAAAAACCUACUAUUUUUAUUAAUAUAAUUCACACAGCAUUCGAAUGUUUGACUUUUUUUCAGACUUCUUAGGAAAGGCAGCAUUUUACUUCAUUCAUUAAUUGCACCAUUUACGUCCUGAUUGCUGUGCAUGUGGAAUAUAUUGAAAGAUAAUAUUAAAGUGAACGAAUGCAGGAAUUUGGGAACUGAGCUGUGCAAGUGCUGAAGAAGGAGAUUUGUUUGGAGGAAACAGGAAAGAGAAAGAAAAGGAAGGAAAAAAUACAUAAUUUCAGGGACGAGAGAGAGAAGAAAAACGGGGACUAUGGGGAGAAAAAAGAUUCAGAUUACGAGGAUUAUGGAUGAACGUAACAGACAGGUGACAUUUACAAAGAGGAAAUUUGGGUUGAUGAAGAAGGCUUAUGAGCUGAGCGUGCUGUGUGACUGUGAGAUUGCGCUGAUCAUCUUCAACAGCACCAACAAGCUGUUCCAGUAUGCCAGCACCGACAUGGACAAAGUGCUUCUCAAGUACACGGAGUACAACGAGCCGCAUGAGAGCCGGACAAACUCAGACAUCGUGGAGACGUUGAGAAAGAAGGGCCUUAAUGGCUGUGACAGCCCAGACCCCGAUGCGGACGAUUCCGUAGGUCACAGCCCUGAGUCUGAGGACAAGUACAGGAAAAUUAACGAAGAUAUUGAUCUAAUGAUCAGCAGGCAAAGAUUGUGUGCUGUUCCACCUCCCAACUUCGAGAUGCCAGUCUCCAUCCCAGUGUCCAGCCACAACAGUUUGGUGUACAGCAACCCUGUCAGCUCACUGGGAAACCCCAACCUAUUGCCACUGGCUCACCCUUCUCUGCAGAGGAAUAGUAUGUCUCCUGGUGUAACACAUCGACCUCCAAGUGCAGGUAACACAGGUGGUCUGAUGGGUGGAGACCUCACAUCUGGUGCAGGCACCAGUGCAGGGAACGGGUAUGGCAAUCCCCGAAACUCACCAGGUCUGCUGGUCUCACCUGGUAACUUGAACAAGAAUAUGCAAGCAAAAUCUCCUCCCCCAAUGAAUUUAGGAAUGAAUAACCGUAAACCAGAUCUCCGAGUUCUUAUUCCACCAGGCAGCAAGAAUACGAUGCCAUCAGUGUCUGAGGAUGUCGACCUGCUUUUGAAUCAAAGGAUAAAUAACUCCCAGUCGGCUCAGUCAUUGGCUACCCCAGUGGUUUCCGUAGCAACUCCUACUUUACCAGGACAAGGAAUGGGAGGAUAUCCAUCAGCCAUUUCAACAACAUAUGGUACCGAGUACUCUCUGAGUAGUGCAGACCUGUCAUCUCUGUCUGGGUUUAACACCGCCAGCGCUCUUCACCUUGGUUCAGUAACUGGCUGGCAACAGCAACACCUACAUAACAUGCCACCAUCUGCCCUCAGUCAAUUGGGAGCUUGCACUAGCACUCAUUUAUCUCAGAGUUCAAAUCUCUCCCUGCCUUCUACUCAAAGCCUCAACAUCAAGUCAGAACCUGUUUCUCCUCCUAGAGACCGUACCACCACCCCUUCGAGAUACCCACAACACACGCGCCACGAGGCGGGGAGAUCUCCUGUUGACAGCUUGAGCAGCUGUAGCAGUUCGUACGACGGGAGCGACCGAGAGGAUCACCGGAACGAAUUCCACUCCCCCAUUGGACUCACCAGACCUUCGCCGGACGAAAGGGAAAGUCCCUCAGUCAAGCGCAUGCGACUUUCUGAAGGAUGGGCAACAUGAUCAGAUUAUUACUCACUAGUUUUUUUUUUUUCUUGCAGUGUGUGUGUGUGCUAUACCUUAAUGGGGAAGGGGGGUCGAUAUGCAUUAUAUGUGCCGUGUGUGGAAAAAAAAAAAGUCAGGUACUCUGUUUUGUAAAAGUACUUUUAAAUUGCCUCAGUGAUACAGUAUAAAGAUAAACAGAAAUGCUGAGAUAAGCUUAGCACUUGAGUUGUACAACAGAACACUUGUACAAAAUAGAUUUUAAGGCUAACUUCUUUUCACUGUUGUGCUCCUUUGCAAAAUGUAUGUUACAAUAGAUAGUGUCAUGUUGCAGGUUCAACGUUAUUUACAUGUAAAUAGACAAAAGGAAACAUUUGCCAAAAGCGGCAGAUCUUUACUGAAAGAGAGAGCAGCUGUUAUGCAACAUAUAGAAAAAUGUAUAGAUGCUUGGACAGACCCGGUAAUGGGUGGCCAUUGGUAAAUGUUAGGAACACACCAGGUCACCUGACAUCCCAAGAAUGCUCACAAACCUGCAGGCAUAUCAUUGGCGUAUGGCACUCAUUAAAAAGGAUCAAAGACCAUUAAAAGAGGACCAUACCUAUUUAAAAAAAUGUGGAGUUGGAGGGCUAACGUAUUUAAUUAAAUAAAUAAAUAAAUCUGGGUCUGCAUCUCUUAUUAAAUAAAAAUAUAAAAAUAUGUACAUUACAUUUUGCUUAUUUUCAUAUAAAAGGUAAGACAGAGUUUGCAAAGCAUUUGUGGCUUUUUGUAGUUUACUUAAGCCAAAAUGUGUUUUUUUCCCCUUGAUAGCUUCGCUAAUAUUUUAAACAGUCCUGUAAAAAACCAAAAAGGACUUUUUGUAUAGAAAGCACUACCCUAAGCCAUGAAGAACUCCAUGCUUUGCUAACCAAGAUAACUGUUUUCUCUUUGUAGAAGUUUUGUUUUUGAAAUGUGUAUUUCUAAUUAUAUAAAAUAUUAAGAAUCUUUUAAAAAAAUCUGUGAAAUUAACAUGCUUGUGUAUAGCUUUCUAAUAUAUAUAAUAUUAUGGUAAUAGCAGAAGUUUUGUUAUCUUAAUAGCGGGAGGGGGGUAUAUUUGUGCAGUUGCACAUUUGAGUAACUAUUUUCUUUCUGUUUUCUUUUACUCUGCUUACAUUUUAUAAGUUUAAGGUCAGCUGUCAAAAGGAUAACCUGUGGGGUUAGAACAUAUCACAUUGCAACACCCUAAAUUGUUUUUAAUACAUUAGCAAUCUAUUGGGUCAACUGACAUCCAUUGUAUAUACUAGUUUCUUUCAUGCUAUUUUUAUUUUGUUUUUUGCAUUUUUAUCAAAUGCAGGGCCCCUUUCUGAUCUCACCAUUUCACCAUGCAUCUUGGAAUUCAGUAAGUGCAUAUCCUAACUUGCCCAUAUUCUAAAUCAUCUGGUUGGUUUUCAGCCUAGAAUUUGAUACGCUUUUUAGAAAUAUGCCCAGAAUAGAAAAGCUAUGUUGGGGCACAUGUCCUGCAAAUAUGGCCCUAGAAACAAGUGAUAUGGAAUUUACUUGGUGAAUAAGUUAUAAAUUCCCACAGAAGAAAAAUGUGAAAGACUGGGUGCUAGACAAGAAGGAAGCAGGUAAAGGGAUAGUUGCUUUGUCAUCCGUUUUUAAUUAUUUUAACUGACCCUUGACAAUCUUGUCAGCAAUAUAGGACUGUUGAACAAUCCCGGUGUGUCAGGACCCCCAAAUGUCACUUCUGCAUAAAGCAUGUAUGUCAUCUAUUUUUUCUUCAAUAAAGAGAUUUAAUAGCCAUUUCAAGAAAUCCCAUAAAGAACCUCUCUAUGUCCCUUUUUUUAAUUUAAAAAAAUGACUCUUGUCUAAUAUUCGUCUAUAAGGGAUUAAUUUUCAGACCCUUUAAUAAGUGAGUGCCAUAAGAAAGUCAAUAUAUAUUGUUUAAAAGAUAUUUCAGUCUAGGAAAGAUUUUCCUUCUCUUGGAAUGUGAAGAUCUGUCGAUUCAUCUCCAAUCAUAUGCAUUGACAUACACAGCAAAGAAGAUAUAGGCAGUAAUAUCAACACUGCUAUAUCAUGUGUAGGACAUUUCUUAUCCAUUUUUUCUCUUUUACUUGCAUAGUUGCUAUGUGUUUCUCAUUGUAAAAGGCUGCCGCUGGGUGGCAGAAGCCAAGAGACCUUAUUAACUAGGCUAUAUUUUUCUUAACUUGAUCUGAAAUCCACAAUUAGACCACAAUGCACCUUUGGUUGUAUCCAUAAAGGAUGCUAGCCUGCCUUGUACUAAUGUUUUAUAUACUAAAAAAAAAAAAAAUCUAUCAACCAUUUCAUAUAUAUCCCACUACUCAAGGUAUCCAUGGAACAUGAAAGAAUAACAUUUAUGCAGAGGAAAAACAAAAACAUCCCUGAAAAUAUACACACUCAUACACACACACGCACAGGGGAAAAAAAUAAGAAAAUCAUUUUCCUCACCAUAGACUUGAUCACAUCCUUACAACCCAUCCUUCUAACUUGAUGUGUAUAAAAUAUGCAAACAUGUCACAAAUGUUCUUUGUCAUUUCAAAAUACUUUAGUAUAUCAAUAUCAGUAGAUACCAGUGGGUGGGAAAGGGUCAUUACAUGAAAAUAUGAAGAAAUAGCCAUAUUAGUUUUUUAACCUGCAAUUUGCCUCAGCAACAAAGAAAAAGUGAAUUUUUAAUGCUGAAGAUAAAGUAAGCUAAAGUACCAGCAGAAGCCUUGGCUAUUUAUAGCAGUUCUCACAAUAGUUUUAUAAGAACAUGAAGAGAACAGAAUCACUUGAAAAUGGAUGCCAGUCAUCUCUUGUUCCCACUACUGAAUUCUUAUAAAGUGGUGGCAAGAUAGCGAAGGGAUAAUCUGAGAAUUUUUUAGAGAUGAUUUAAUGAGAAGAAGCACAAUUUUGAUUGUGAUGAGUCACUUUCUGUAAACAAUCUUGGUCUAUCUUUACCCUUAUACCUUAUCUGUAAUUUACCAUUAUUGUAUUUGCAAAGCUAGUAUGGUUUUUAAUCACAGUAAAUCCUUUGUAUUCCAGACUUUAGGGCAGAGCCCUGAGGGAGUAUUAUUUUACAUAACCCGUCCUAGAGUAACAUUUUAGGCAACAUUCUUCAUUGCAAGUGAAAGAUCCAUAAGUGGCAUUUUACACGACUGCGAGUAUUGUUAUAUCUAAUCCUAUUUUAAAAGAUUUUUGGUAAUAUGAAGCUUGAAUACUGGUAACAGUGAUGCAAUAUACGCAAGCUGCACAACCUGUAUAUUGUAUGCAUUGCUGCGUGGAGGCUGUUUAUUUCAACCUUUUUAAAAAUUGUGUUUUUUAGUAAAAUGGCUUAUUUUUUCCCAAAGGUGGAAUUUAGCAUUUUGUAAUGAUGAAUAUAAAAAUACCUGUCAUCCCCAGAUCAUUUAAAAGUUAACUAAAGUGAGAAUGAAAAAACAAAAUUCCAAGACACUUUUUAAAAGAAUGUCUGCCCUCACACACUUUUAUGGAUUUGUUUUUCUUACAUACCCAUCUUUUAACUUAGAGAUAGCAUUUUUUGCCCUCUUUAUUUUGUUGUUUGUUUCUCCAGAGAGUAAACGCUUUGUAGUUCUUUCUUUAAAAAACAUUUUUUUUAAAGAAGAAGCCACUUGAACCCUCAAUAAAGGCUGUUGCCUAAGCAUGGCAUACUUCAUCUGUUCUCAUUUGUGCCAUCUGCCGUGAUGUCGUCACUUUUAUGGCGUUAAUUUCCUGCCACUACAGAUCUUUUGAAGAUUGCUGGAAUACUGGUGUCUGUUAGAAUGCUUCAGACUACAGAUGUAAUUAAAGGCUUUUCUUAAUAUGUUUUAACCAAAGAUGUGGAGCAAUCCAAGCCACAUAUCUUCUACAUCAAAUUUUUCCAUUUUGGUUAUUUUCAUAAUCUGGUAUUGCAUUUUGCCUUCCCUGUUCAUACCUCAAAUUGAUUCAUACCUCAGUUUAAUUCAGAGAGGUCAGUUAAGUGACGGAUUCUGUUGUGGUUUGAAUGCAGUACCAGUGUUCUCUUCGAGCAAAGUAGACCUGGGUCACUGUAGGCAUAGGACUUGGAUUGCUUCAGAUGGUUUGCUGUAUCAUUUUUCUUCUUUUUCUUUUCCUGGGGACUUGUUUCCAUUAAAUGAGAGUAAUUAAAAUCGCUUGUAAAUGAGGGCAUACAAGCAUUUGCAACAAAUAUUCAAAUAGAGGCUCACAGCGGCAUAAGCUGGACUUUGUCGCCACUAGAUGACAAGAUGUUAUAACUAAGUUAAACCACAUCUGUGUAUCUCAAGGGACUUAAUUCAGCUGUCUGUAGUGAAUAAAAGUGGGAAAUUUUCAAAAGUUUCUCCUGCUGGAAAUAAGGUAUAAUUUGUAUUUUGCAGACAAUUCAGUAAAGUUACUGGCUUUCUUAGUGA
Molecule: messenger RNA, 7928 nt
Organism: Gorilla gorilla gorilla (western lowland gorilla)
Lineage: Eukaryota; Metazoa; Chordata; Mammalia; Primates; Hominidae
Gene: MEF2C
Product: myocyte enhancer factor 2C
Exons: 11
Coding region: 2149-3570 (473 amino acids)
Biological process (GO): cell differentiation; positive regulation of transcription by RNA polymerase II
Molecular function (GO): histone deacetylase binding; RNA polymerase II cis-regulatory region sequence-specific DNA binding; DNA-binding transcription factor activity, RNA polymerase II-specific
Source: RefSeq, a predicted model, not a curated record